GCGACACGUGACUCAUGUGUACCAAUAUCUUAGCAAUAAUCAUUCCUAUACGCUGGAAAUGAAAAAGAUAUAAUUUUAUGAUAUAGUUGAAUUAAAACAUCUCUUUAAGUUAAAAAUAAAAUUAGAGAAUGCCAUAUCCUAAUUCGCCAUUUCCAGAAGACUUUGAUGAAGGCAUUUUAUUCCAUUUGAAGAACGAUGAUGAAAUGACACUGAUUCAAAAUGAUAUGAAAAAAGUAUUAAAAUGGAUAUGUCUAGCCCCUAAUUUAACUACAAUAAGAAUAAAUACGUUAAAGACAUCAAGAGAUGCCGUUUAUAAGAAAGUUGAAGCCCAUCUCAAAACUAUUAAUUCAAAAUAUUCAGGAAUUCUUCAGUAUUUAGAAUCGUUUCCACAAGUUAUUUUGUUACUUCAUCAAGACAUUGAAGGGAAGAUAUUUGAAAAAUAUGAAAAGGAAAUUAUAGUUGAUGCAGACUGUGGAGCUGCAGUUCUCAGAGGUGCUCAUAUAUAUGCUCCUGGUAUAUUGGGAAUGAUGAUUGGUUCUUGUGUGAACGAUAAUGUUAGUAUUUAUGUCGAUUUGGAUAAGAAAUGCAAGAAAGGAUUUUCGAAAGUAUUUACAGAUGGAACAAAAAUAUUUAUUGCAAAUGGAAUAAUUAAAAUGGCACGACAUGACCUGUUUGGAAAAGAGAAGUUGCCAAAAGGAAUUGCUGUAGAAAUAACCGAAACAUUGUCUGGAUGUCCACCAAUUGGAGAUAACUUUUUACCAGCUGGAUGGGGCCUUCUACAAAACUUUCCAUCGAUUGUUUGCGUGAACGUUUUAAAUCCUCAAAAGCACGAAAUCAUUUUAGACAUGUGUGCCGCACCAGGAAAUAAAACAACAUAUAUUGCAGCGCUAAUGGAAAAUACAGGCUCUAUAAUCGCGAUAGACAAGACGCCAAAUAAAGUACAACAACUAAUUAAAACGUGCGAGGAAUUUGGAGCCAAUGUUAAAGUAUAUCAAGCUGAUUCAACAAAAAUCUUAAAUAAUUCUCAAAAUCAUUCCGUACAAGAUCGAUUAGAUAUGGCACCUCCGUUUUUCGAAAAAAGUUUUGACAGAAUACUAUUGGAUGCACCAUGUAGUGCGUUGGGUAGAAGGCCUCAGUUGUCAAAUAGGACUUCAGUAAAAGUGAUAAGAUCAUAUGUUCCUUUACAGAGAAGACUUUUUGAAACAGCUGUAUCCCUUUUGAAACCGGGCGGUACACUUGUCUACAGUACUUGUACUAUAACUUUAGCAGAAAAUGAAGGUAUUGUUGCGUGGGCCCUAAGGACCUUUAAUUGUUUAAAGCUAGCGAAGUCACAUAUCAACAUAGGAGGCCCUGGAUGGAAAGGCACAUCAUUGAAUGAGGAGGAGAGAUUACUUUUACAGAGGUUUGGACCUAAUCAAGAAUUGGAUAGUGUCGGUUUUUUUAUUGCAUGUUUUGUAAAACAACUGGAACAAUUAAAUUGAGACCUCCACACAU
Molecule: messenger RNA, 1494 nt
Organism: Sitophilus oryzae (rice weevil)
Lineage: Eukaryota; Metazoa; Arthropoda; Insecta; Coleoptera; Curculionidae
Product: putative methyltransferase NSUN6
Exons: 6
Coding region: 129-1481 (450 amino acids)
Biological process (GO): RNA methylation
Molecular function (GO): methyltransferase activity; RNA binding
Source: RefSeq, a predicted model, not a curated record